CCAGAGUGACCCUACCGAGUACUGACUAUCACGCAGAACUAAAGCGUUUAAUGCCAUUUCUAUGUCUGAUUUCUUAGGUCCCACUAGAAUCCUUGCACAUAAAUGGUGCUGGUAGUUAGGACUAGUACCGCCGUCGUGACUGACGAACGGUGAUUAGGUAACUAGUGCUGUAGCGUGGCUGACAAACCUACAGUCGUUCCUGACUAGCAAUCUAGUGUCGUAGGGUUAGAACCAUUGAGGAACUUAUCGCGUACCUCGCACGCGUCGCAUGUCCCGCAUCGACUCGUAUCGCGCGGCACAUUCCGCAUUCCGUAUUAAUUCGGCUGAUAAAUUUCAGACUCGUCUGCGGAAGUUGUUCAGAACAGGAGAUACGGGCUCGACGCACGCGGCGUGACAGAUAUGCUCGAGUGGUAGAUGUGACAUGGAUGCGGUUUAGGUAUGACAUGGCAACAGAAGGGCAUCCGACUGUAGAUAUGAGAGCGGGUCCUUAGUGCAUGGAUGUUCAUAAUACAGAUCCUUCAGCAGUCCAUGUUUAAAAGACAUACCUUUCUUCCCUGAUUACUGACUUCUCUAGCUAGCAAGACCUUGCCACGUCAGUCAUGGAGGGCGCGCCAGGCCCGCCACGUGGCAGCGGAGCGAAUGCGGAGUUCUACCUGCCAAAUUACCGACUAGGGAAGACACUGGGCGUGGGGUCGUUCGGCAAAGUGAAGGUAGCGGAGCACGUACUAACGGGGCAUAAAGUGGCGAUCAAGAUCCUGAAUCGGCGGAAGAUUAGAUCCAUGGACAUGGAGGAGAAAGUCCGGAGGGAGAUCAAGAUCCUGCGGCUGUUCAUGCAUCCGCACAUCAUCCGCCUUUACGAGGUGAUCGAGACGCCCGCGGACAUAUUCGUGGUGAUGGAGUACGUCAAGGCGGGCGAGCUGUUCGACUACAUCGUCGAGAAGGGCAGGCUCCUUGAGGAUGAAGCGCGCCGAUUCUUCCAGCAGAUCGUGAGCGGCAUCGAGUACUGCCAUCGCAACAUGGUGGUGCACAGAGACUUAAAGCCCGAGAACCUGCUGCUGGACGCCAAGGGCAACGUCAAGAUCGCUGAUUUCGGGCUCAGCAACGUGAUGCGUGACGGGCACUUCCUCAAGACUUCCUGUGGCAGCCCCAACUACGCCGCUCCUGAGGUGAUAUCUGGACGGUUGUACGGAGGGCCCGAGGUGGACGUGUGGAGCUGUGGGGUGAUUCUAUACGCGCUGCUGUGUGGCAGCCUGCCGUUUGACGAUGAAAACAUCCCCAACCUGUUCAAGAAGAUCAAGGGCGGCAUCUACUCCCUCCCACACCACCUGUCCUCAGGAGCGCGCGACCUCAUCCCCCGCAUGCUACUAGUCGACCCCAUGAAGCGCAUCACCAUCCCGGAGAUCCGCCACCACCCCUGGUUCCUCGCCAAGCUGCCCCGAUACCUCGCUGUGCCGCCACCUAAUGCUGCCGAGCAGGCCAAGCGGAUCGACGAAGAAAUCUUCCAAGUGGUCACCAAGAUGGGCUUCGACGAGGAGCACCUGGCCGAGUCGCUCCGGGACCGGCGCACCAACAAGGCCACGGUGGCGUACUACCUGCUGCUGGACUCGCACCGCCGCAUCUCCACGGGGUAUCUAGGGGCGGAGUUCAACGAGCACAAGGAGCAGCAGCAGCAGCACGCUCACGCAAUGGGAGCAGAUGGGUCGCCGCUGGUGGCGGCGCGGGGAGGGUUGGGGCAUGCGCUGGUGGCGAGGCGGAGCGUUGGGAGUGGGGGCGGGGGCGGGGGUGGGGGCGGGGGGAUGAGUGUGCCGGGGUCCCCGGCGCAUAAUCAUCAGAGGGUUGUCGCGGAUAGGAAGUGGGCGCUGGGGCUGCAGUCCCGCGCCCACCCCAUGGAGGUGAUGGGCGAGGUGUUCAGAGCGCUGCAGGCGCUGCAAGUGCGCUGGAAGAAGCUCUCGCCCUACGUCGUCAAGUGCCGCUGGGACGGCCCCCUGCCCUUCCCCCCUGCCGCUGCGCCUUCCUCCGCCUCUGCCUCUUCCCUGCCCUCCUGGAUGCAAGCACAUGGGCGGGGGCAUGGGAAUAAUGGGGGAGCGGGGGAUGCGGAUGGGAUGAUGGUGGACGGCGGGAGGAUGGACAGCAUUCGGACAAUACAAGACGAGAGAGGCCGCCCAAUGAUUCCCAUUGAGGCGCUGGUGGGCGGCGGGUUUCGGCGGCUACUGCGGUUCGAAAUGCAGCUGUUCAAGGUGCGGGAUGAGAAGUACCUGUUGGAUGUCCAACACGUGGACGGCUCUCACAUGCUCUUCCUAGACCUCUCUGCGGAUUUCUUAGCCGAGUUACACGUCAUCUGAACCAUGUUACAUACCAGGAGUGCAACAGGCCACCUGUGCGGGUAACAUGUUGCUUGGGAGAUGAUUGCCCGGCAAAGUUGUAUCUCUUUGUGGUGUCUGUUCCUUGUUCCUUGUUUUGUGUAUUAUGAUC
This is a messenger RNA of Closterium sp. NIES-67, 2472 nucleotides long. NCBI's taxonomy places the organism in Eukaryota, Viridiplantae, Streptophyta, Zygnematophyceae, Desmidiales, Closteriaceae. The record is from the annotation of a GenBank genome assembly.